AUGUCUUCUGCAGCUGUCGGAGUUGCUUGGCCUUCUUUCACAAUACAGGUGAACCAGAUUCAACUUAGUGCCUUUCAACGGGAAAACGCAGGUUUACAACUUGGUGAUACAGCCAUAGUCACUCAGGUUGGUAGUGAUCCAAUGGUUGCAUCGAGACUUGUCUUGAGUUGUAUCCAAGCGACAGAUUUGAAAAUUGAUCAAGUGCUUAUUAUCUACGCUAGAGAAUACUUGGUCGAUCAAAGAUAUUUACUGAAAGGAAAUAAAAUAGAAUUGUUUUACAACGGAAAAAUCGAGCCGUUUCUUGUCGAAGAAGCCAAGCCAGAAAGCGAGUUAAAUGAAACGAAAAACGUAUAUCGAAUAACGCAGGAGACUAUUAUAACAAUACGGAAUGCGUCUACAGACAAUAGAUCCAAUAUACGCCACGCACCUAAAACGACUUAUGCUUCGAUAGGAGGUUUAGAUCAACAAUUGAGACUCAUACGCGAGUUAAUAGAGACUCCUCUACGUAAGCCUGAACUCUUUACACAAUUUGGCCUUCGACCGCCGAAAGGGGUAUUGCUUUAUGGUCCUUCUGGGACAGGAAAGACGUUAAUAGCAAGAGCAGUCGCCGAGGAGACUGGCGCCCAUGUCAUAUUGGUGAACGGCUCAGAAAUUGUGAGUAAGUUUUACGGAGAAACAGAGGCAAAGCUUCGCGAUAUAUUUGCUGAAGCUGGCGAAAAUGCACCAACGAUUAUCUUUAUUGACGAAAUUGAUGCUAUUUGUCCAAAACGCGACGAGGCAUCAAACGAACUCGAAAAGCGCGUCGUAGCAACCCUACUCACUUUGAUGGACGGCGUAUCUAACAAAACUUCAACAAAUCGUCAAAAUCAGGUUGUGGUCAUUGGUACUACUAACAGACCAAACCAUCUAGACGAAGCGCUCAGACGACCUGGACGAUUCGAUAGAGAGAUCGAGAUUGGAAUUCCCACAGAAGAUGCACGGUUCUCGAUUCUAAACACGUUAUUAAGUAGCAUCCCCCACUCAUUGUCUUGUGAAGAAGUGAGACGACUUGCACACAAGUCGCAUGGAUACGUCGGAGCUGACUUGGCAGGAGUAUGUCGGGAAGCAGGGAUAAAAGCAAUCAGACGAUGUGUCCGAAACAACAUGGGAGAUGACGUGAAUUUAACAAUGCAAGAUAUGGAACUUGCAUUAGCUGAAAUACGGCCAAGUGCUAUGCGAGAAAUUUUGCUUGAGGUUCCAAAGACUUAUUGGUCUGACAUUGGGGGUCAAUCAGAUAUAAUACAAAAGCUCAGAGAAUCGAUCGAAUGGCCUUUGUCGCAUCCUGAAGCUUUUGCAAGAUUGGGUAUUCGUCCACCAAAGGGUAUUUUGUUAUAUGGUCCUCCCGGGUGCAGUAAGACGCUGAUGGCAAAGGCGCUUGCGACCGAAGCCGGUUUGAACUUUAUUGCUAUUAAGGGUCCUGAGCUUUUUAGCAAGUGGGUUGGUGAAUCUGAAAAAGCUGUCCGAGAGGUGUUUCGGAAAGCAAGAGCUGCGGCGCCAUCUAUUGUGUUCUUCGAUGAAAUCGACGCGUUAACUGUUACGCGUGGUCUUGGUGAUUCCGAUGGUGGAGGAGCGUCUGUUGCUGACCGCGUCCUUGCUCAAUUGCUGAAUGAGCUUGAUGGAAUUGAGCCUUUAGUGAAUGUUACGAUCGUGGCGGCGACGAAUCGGCCUGAUAUAAUUGACUCUGCGCUCUUACGUCCGGGACGAAUCGACAGGAUUCUGUAUGUUUCUCCACCUGAUUUAGAAUCGCGCAAAGAAAUAUUUAAAAUUCAACUGCGCAAGAUGGCCACAAAUCCCGAUGUAGACGUAGAAAUUCUGGCUCAAAAGAGUGAAGGAUAUUCUGGUGCGGAAAUUGUAGCUUUGUGCCAAGAAGCAGCAUUGCUUGCUAUGGAAGAAAAUAUAGAUGCAGCUGAGGUGUGCUUUAAGCAAUUUGAGAAAGCAUUGUCUUCGUUCACCCCGCGUAUUACAUCCAAGAUGAUUAGAUUCUAUGACGACUUUCGUCGAAAGUCUGGGUUGCGAAGUAUCUAA
This is a messenger RNA of Paraglomus brasilianum, 2064 nucleotides long. Lineage: Eukaryota; Fungi; Glomeromycota; Glomeromycetes; Paraglomerales; Paraglomeraceae. The record is from the annotation of a GenBank genome assembly.